Striga asiatica is the source of this 2137-nucleotide messenger RNA. The record is from the annotation of a GenBank genome assembly. NCBI's taxonomy places the organism in Eukaryota, Viridiplantae, Streptophyta, Magnoliopsida, Lamiales, Orobanchaceae.
GCAGUCGUGUUCCGUUUUGACAAUACAAUAUACGUGCAUGUCUGCUCCAACUGGUCCCUAUCGACUAUCGAGUUUCAACUACCCCAUUUAUCACCAAAGCCCCAUUCCUUAUCUAUAAUUUAAUGUCACCCUGAGCAGAGACUCGGCAUAUGGAUUUAUUGAAUUAUGUAUUUGCCACUAAAUUUGCGGAUAACUGAAUAAUUUUCGAUCAAGAAUUUGUGUUUGAAUCGGAUUGGUGAAAAAAAUGAGAGAGCUAAGGCCAUUGGUGCACCUUCUGUUGCCUCUGUGUGUGCAUUGGGUUGCUGAAGAAAUGACUGUUUCAGUUCUGGUCGACGUCACCACUAAUGCUCUUUGCCCGGGACAGAACACUUGCCCUCAAGCCAUUUACAUUAAUGGCAUACAGCAAACUGUAGUCGGCAUAUUCAAGAUGAUAGUUCUUCCACUUUUGGGUCAGUUGGCAGAUGAGUAUGGACGAAAACCGUUGCUUCUUAUCACUGUUUCCACCACAAUUGUUCCUUUCACUUUACUUGCCAUUGAUCAAUCACAAGGAUCUGUGUAUGCUUAUUAUGCUAUCCGGACCAUUUCCUAUAUCAUAAGCCAAGGGAGCAUCUUUUGCAUUUCUGUUGCUUAUGCUGCAGAUGUUAUUGAUGACAGUAAAAGAGCUGCUGCCUUUAGUUGGAUCACCGGCCUUUUCUCCGCUUCACAUGUUGUAGGUAAUGCCCUAGCACGUUUUCUUCCUGAAGGAUACAUAUUUGAGGUGUCAAUAGCUCUAUUGAUCUUUGUUCCUGUUUAUAUGGCACUUUUUCUGAAAGAAACAGUGGGACCAACUCAAAAAUCAGACCAGCACAUUUCUUUCUUUAACAAGGCAUUGGAUAUUGUUAAAGGACGAUAUUAUGCAAUGAAGUAUGCUGUGCAUGUUGUUACCAGCAGUACAACGCUUAAGCGCAUUUCUCUUGUUUCCUUCUUCUAUGAAUUGGGGAUGUCUGGCAUCAGCAGCGUCCUAUUGUAUUACUUGAAAUCAGUUUUUGGUUUCAACAAAAAUCAGUUGUCAGAAAUCUUGAUGAUGGUGGGGGUUGGCUCUAUUUUUUCUCAGAUGCUGGUGCUUCCUUUACUUAACCCGUUGGUUGGGGAGAAAUUGAUCUUGUGUGCAGCCUUGCUCGCUUCAAUUGCAUAUGGACUGCUUUAUGGUUUGGCCUGGGCACCAUGGACUUAUGCAGUUAUAUCCAAAGGAUCAAACUCGUCAGAUCAGGGAAAAGCACAAGGCUUUGUUGCUGGUAUUCAAUCAGUUGCAAGCCUGCUUUCACCACUUGCAAUGAGUCCUCUCACGACAUGGUUUUUAUCCGGCAAUGCACCUUUCAACUGUAAAGGUUUCAGCAUCAUAUUUGCAUCUCUAAGCAUGGUAAGCUCGAUUAAUCUUUACUCUUAGUAGGACAACUCUUCAGAUAAAUAAAUGACACAAAUAUCAUCCUUGGGAAGUGUAAUUCGCUAAAUCGAAGAAAAUGUCGAGGGCUAAUUUAUCAUCUGACAUAUGCACAUUCCUUUUGGUGGUGAUUUUAAGAACUACCCUUGAGGUUUGGGGUAUUUAGAAAAUCAGGAAAGUAUCAAAUUGCACGACACCCCAUUGUAGUUUGAUUCUUUCUUGAAUUUAAGGACUUGUAAUAUUUUAAAUUAAUACAAGUGUUGUGAUCACACUUUUUAUUAUUCAUUUAGGUUAUCUCACUGUGCUUCGCGUGGAUGCUAAAGUUAGAUCACAGGGAAGACAUUGAAACACCGCUACUAUCAUAAGAUUUGGUUACUGUAGAGAGGGCUGCUAUCGUAUCAAUAUUUAUGAGUUUUGCUAUCGCAUCAAUGUUUUCUGACUUCUGUAUCUAAACACUGAGCAAAUUGUGCAUGCAUCUAAUUCUCGGUAUGGUUUGGAAGAUCAUAUGCAUUUCAUGAUGUGCAAAAAUAUCGAGGGAGACUCACUUCAUGGGAUGGGCCUUAUGAUCUGCCCCGCUCGAGUUGUAGAUGUUACACGUAGUUGACGAUAUAUAUAUCUAUAUUGUAUCCUACAAGGUUGUUUAAUUUGGAUAAAUAGCAACCAAAACAUUGGUUAAUUCUUUUUUUACAAUUUUUUUAACUCAAAAUGCAUCUUAAA